AUGAUGGCAAAAAAUUCCCUGGAAGGGUCUAAAGAAGACCUGAGCAAAAUUUCGGAAGAGGAGAUGCUGAGGUGGAGCAAGGAAGAGCUGGUGAAAAGACUAAGGAAAGUGGAGAAUGAAAAGAUGAACUUAAUGGUGGAACACGGCAACUUAAUGAAGGACGUGAACCGGCGGCUGCAGCUCCACCUGCAUGAGAUCCGCGGGCUGAAGGAGGUGAACCAGAAGUUGCAGGACGACAACCAGGAGCUGAGGGAGCUCUGCUGCUUCUUGGACGACGACCGGCAGAAAGGCAAGAAGCUGUCGAGGGAAUGGCAGCGCUUUGGGAGGCACACGGCCAGCGUGAUGUGGAAGGAGGUGGGCAUGUACCAGCAGAAGCUGAAGGACCUGGAGGCGAGGCAGGAGACCCUCCUGCGGGAGAACGUGGAGCUGAAGGAGAUGGUGCUCAUGCUGGACGAGGAGCGGAGCGGG
Molecule: messenger RNA, 468 nt
Organism: Aptenodytes forsteri (emperor penguin)
Lineage: Eukaryota; Metazoa; Chordata; Aves; Sphenisciformes; Spheniscidae
Product: coiled-coil domain-containing protein 85C-like
Exons: 1
Cellular component (GO): apical junction complex
Source: RefSeq, a predicted model, not a curated record